Messenger RNA from Mesorhabditis spiculigera, 4905 nucleotides. The record is from the annotation of a GenBank genome assembly. Lineage: Eukaryota; Metazoa; Nematoda; Chromadorea; Rhabditida; Rhabditidae.
AUGGGCUUCAAGGCCGACCUCACCGCCAAGGUCUGGCGCAUGCUCGGCGCGAUGUACAACGACCUCGACCUGCGCGACAAACUGUUUGGGAUGGCCGCCGCACCGACCACCUGCGUCGAUGCCGGCGCGCAAUUGUUCAACGCCAUGGGGGUUGAGGUGUUGCUGUCGGAAGCCUACAGCGCCUCCCGCCCGGACCUGGUGCAGCUUGAGUUGUUGUCACUGGCCAUCGGCAAGUCCCGCCUUGAUGAGCUGGGCCGGAUCGCCCAUGCCAGGGUCGGGGAGUUGGUCGCCCUGGGGCGCAAGUUUCCGCAAUACGAUGCUGAGGGGCAUCAGGUUCAGUGGCGGGACGCCGCAGGCAACCCGGUGCGGGCGAUUGAUGAGGUGGAAAUUCACCUGGCCUACGUGACGCACCUGAGGGAUCGCCUCGAGCUGCCUUGGCAAUCGCACAGCAUGAGGUUCCUUGAGCCUGACGUCACUGCAUCGAUGGUGGAGGCUGCGUACCUGCGAGUACUCGCGCUGGAGCAAGGCGACUUGCUGCGGGACAGCAUCGUGCAGAUGGAAUUUUGGACGGCUUACCUGCAACGCGCCAAGCCCGAGGCGUUUGUGGGGCUGAAUGGAAAAAUCGAAGCGCUGAACCGUUUGCAGGAGGCCAUGAGCCGCUGGGUGGACAACGACAAUUUGUCGAUCGAGGACAAAGCCGGGCUGACGCAAACCAUCGAUGCAUCGGUGCGUGUGCUCGGCAAGCCCCAAGGCCAGUUUUCGGCCGGACGCGAGAUGACCGAUGACGAGUACACCGGGCUUUUCAUCGAGCUUCGGGACGAACUUUCGACGAUUUUCAAGACCUUGACUGACCAGGUGCUGGUCAGUCGUCGAUCCUCCCGGCUCAUCGCGACCGGAACGUCCGUCAAAACCCUCAUUCAACCUGCAGAGAACCUGAUCAUGUUACCUCGGCAAGGACGCCACUCAUCCGAACUACCGGACCUCUCCCUGUCCAACCAGGAAUUUGGCCUGUUGCCGCAAGAGCAACAGACCUUGAAACGCUACACCCGCGCCAGCCUGCAAUCACAGCAAGUGGUGAGCGAGCGCAUGGCGAACUUGCAGACGGUCGAGGUGUUUGGUCGCUUUACCACCAAGGAUGGCGCGUCGGUCAGCACCUUGUUGAGCGUUGAGCAGUUCAUCAACCUGUGCCGCAGCCUGGAUAUCGGCGCCCAGUAUCAGGCGUAUAUCAAGGGCUUUUUAAAGCCGCAGGAUGCGGCUGUCGACAGCGUCCUGCGCCACGUGGUGACCACCGCCCAAAAGGAUGCCAUGCGGGCGGCGGCGUACCUGGCCCUGGUCAAGCAAGACAUCGAGCCUGACGAUUACGCGAUGGUGUUGAAGGUUAUCGACGGCGAACGCAAUCCCACGCUUGGGGGCAAGCCGGUGUGGUUCUGUGCCUUGAGCGUCAUGGGCUUCAAACUCAAGGGCUGCGUGGUGUUUGAGCCGGUGCAGAAGUACCGUUAUGGCGACGUUUCGAUUGUCUAUGUGCCCCAUGACCCCGAGCAUCCUCAGUUUGUCGACGGUGACAAGCGCCCUUAUUACUUCAGCCGGUUUACCGAGGCGGUCUCGGAUUCAGGUGCCAACCUGAGGGCCGUGGCCCGCUCGCCGGCGUUCCAGAGCGUGUUCGAAGUGACCAAUCCUCUCACGUCGAUACUGCUCAAGCCCCAGGAGUUGCCGCCGGAAAACCCCGCUCCACGGGAAACCGCCCAUGCCCCUGAACUCAAGCCGAUGGUGGUUGCCCGGUACGGCCUGUGGUCGCCUAAUGUCGACCUGUGGGCCGACCUCUACGAAAGCAACCGCGACAAGAUCAUCGCUGAUGCCCGCCACCAGGCCGUGCCUACCGCCGAUGUGGAUGCCAAGGUCCGCGCCCGGAAAAUCGCCCACCUGUGGGAGGGCGGUUUUGCGGUGGUCGGUCUGGUGUCGAUGUUCGUGCCGGUGCUGGGUGAGGUGAUGAUGGCCGUCAUGGUGGAACAGCUGUUGGCCGAGAUAUUCGAGGGCGUGAUGGAUUGGAGCCUGGGUGACCGCGAGGCCGCCCGCCAGCACCUGCUGGAUGUGGCGCAGAACCUGGCCUUGAUGGCGCUGAUGGCGGGCGCCGGCAAGGGUCUGGCACAGUUGCCCAAGGUCGAGACACCGGCGCUGAUCGAUCAACUCAAACCCGUCAGGUUGCCCGGCGGCGAGCAGCGUCUGUGGAAGCCCGACCUUGUGCCCUAUCGCACUGAGGUGAGCUUGCCCGUGGAAUCGCAGCCCAAUGACCUGGGCCUGCAUCGCCAUAACGGCCAGGACAUUUUGCCCCUCGACGGCGGCCACUAUGCGGUCGAGCAAGACCUGGCCAGCGGCGAAUUCCAGAUUCCCCAUCCGACCCGCCCCGAUGGCUACGCCGUUGCGCUGGAACACAAUGGCGCCGGGAUCUGGACCCAUGGCGCCGACGAACCCCUGACUUGGGAUGGUCCGACACUGAUGAAGCGCCUGGGCUACCGUGCCCAGGGGCUGGACGAUGCACAGCUUGAACGCGUACGCGUCGCCAGUGGCGUCGAAGUCGACGAUCUGCGGCGCAUGUACGUUGAACAGGAUCAACCCUCGGCCUUGCUCGGCGAUACCCUCAGCCGUUUUCGCAUUGAACAUGACCUUGAGGUGUUCGCGCAGCAGAUCGCCAGUGAUCGCCCUCAAGACCUCGCCAAAGCGGACUUGCGCCUGCAAUUCAAGAUCAUGCGCGAGCAGGGUUUGUUGCCAGCCAAGCCCCUGUUACGCGUGAUGCUCCGCGGGCUCGUUGACGUAUGGGAAGACCCCGCGCCCGUGGAGGGGACCGCGUCUCGGCAGGUCAUUGUGGUGGAUGAGCCAACCCGCACCAAUGGCUCGCUCCUUGAGUCCCUGCUGACGAUGUACAAAGUCCAGGGCGUGGACCUGAGCGCUGUGCCCGGGACCUCGCAAAUGAGUGUUGCCAAGCGUGCCGGAGCAUUGCGCAAGGAGAUUGCUGCGGAUGCGCAGAGCAAUCGCUUGAUGCUCUUUGAAUCGCUCUACAAACAGCACAAUAGCGGUGCCGACCCGUUGGUCGGGCGUAUCCAGGCGAGCUAUCCACACCUGCCGGACGCGGUGGUCGAGCAACUGCUUGAACAGGCCACCACGACGGAGCUGGACGCGCUCGCCAAUCCCGGCGCCUUGCCGCCGCGCAUCGAUAGCCUGGCCCAGUGGUGCCAGCAGGAGCUGCGCGUCAACCGAGCUUAUGAGGGGCUGCACCUGGAUAUCAGCUCCAGCGUCGACAGCGAGCGGCUGGCGCUGCAUAGCCUGGAAACCCUGCCAGGCUGGCCGGCAAACGUGCGUUUCGAGCUGCGAGAAGGCGGCGCCCGCGGGCGCCUGCUGGAUACGCUUGGGGAGCCAUCGUCACCGCUGCGCGGCGUGCUGGUGGUCAACGAGGGCUCAGGCUUUGCUCUCGACGGAACCGGCGGCCUGUAUGCCUCGGUAUUGAGUGACCUGUUGCCGCAGGAACGUCAGGCUCUGGGCUAUACCCGGCGCGAGGCCGAGCGGCUGAAGCAGAGCGUGCUCCAGGCGCCGAUGCCACGGGAGGCUUUCAGCGCGGUGUUGCACGAGCGGCGUGUGCUCAAGCCCAGCCUGGAGCCAGGCUCCCGCCUGUUGGGCGGCAUGCCUUUGUUUCAGCAGAUGGCGGGCUUGUUCCCCGAUGCGUUCCUGCAAACCCUGGGCGACACGGCCGGCACCGAGUUGACCCGCCUUGAGGCCGAGUUCGCUACCUUGACGCGUGGAUUGGACGACUGGGCAAGGAAACUGGCCGCGCAUGCCGGCAACACUCGAGGCUUUAACGCACGCAGAGACCAGCUGUCCCAACGCCUCAUACGCGCCUGGCAGCGCCAGGGCGACACCACACUGACCCUUAAAAUGGGAACGGAACUACCGCCGCUGAACGUCCCUUUUCCUUACAUUGAGGAACUGGUGCUGGAAGAAUCCUCCUUUAAUGUCAGCGCCGACGCCUUCCUCAAUGGCUUUUCCGGGCUCAAGCGCCUGCGUAUCAAGGACCAGCGGCUGAGCGAGAUCCCGCAGUCCAUCGGCCGGAUGCAGGGCCUGACCCACCUGGACCUCAGCGGUUGCAUGAUCGAGGCAAACGAGGCUGACGUCGUGCUGCUGGAAGGGUUGACCCAGCUGCAAGACCUGAACCUGCAGGACCAGAAUAUGUCCAGAGGCUUGCCGGAUUUCAGCCGCAUGCCCAGCUUGCGACGGAUUAACCUCAGAGGGACCUACACUCGCCAAUGGCCGCCAGGGUUGCGUGAUCAAGCCGACUUGCAACGGGUGGAUCUGCGUGACAACUCAUUGCGCGAGGUGCCUGCGGACGUUCUCAACCCUGCGCCCGAGCAUCUGGAGGCCCAGGCCAAGGCCAAUCGGGUGACCUUGUUGCAGGACAACCGGUUUACCCACGACGUCCAUCUACAGGUCAAGGCCUAUCGGGAGCGGCUGGCCGGCACCCGGCCAGAGCUGUUGGCGGGCGGGCUGGAGAAUGCAUUCACCGUGGCAGACCCACUGGCCACUCGCUUGCUUGAGCUCUACCCCAGCUGGGAUGAGGCGCAGGUCGAGGCGUUUCUGCAACCGCUGGAGACAGCUGAAGCCAGGACGUUGGCUCGGGUGCAAGAGCAUGAGACGUUGCUGCGUCAGCUGUCGUCCUGGGCAUUUUCGGGCGGCGGUGCGACGCAACGCUACGUGCGGUUCAAUCGCUUGGCGCAAGCGGCAGCCACUCGCGAUGAUCGCUACCUGGCGAUGGAGCGUAUUAAGCGUUGCUGGCGCCAGGAGACGGAGCAGAAGCUGGCGAAUGACGGCACCCCGAUCAACUCGAAAUUACACUGGCUCCUAACAAAUGUUUCGAUCGCC